Molecule: messenger RNA, 1782 nt
Organism: Rhincodon typus (whale shark)
Lineage: Eukaryota; Metazoa; Chordata; Chondrichthyes; Orectolobiformes; Rhincodontidae
Product: transformation/transcription domain-associated protein-like
Exons: 11
Biological process (GO): regulation of DNA-templated transcription; DNA repair
Cellular component (GO): NuA4 histone acetyltransferase complex; nucleus; SAGA complex
Molecular function (GO): transcription coregulator activity
Source: RefSeq, a predicted model, not a curated record
GAAAUGAAAAUCUGCUCGGCCAUCAUUAAUCUGUUCCACUUAAUUCCGGCUGCACCUCAGACUCUAGUGAAGCCUCUGCUGGAGGUGGUGAUGAAAACUGAACGGGCUAUGCUUAUUGAGGCUGGAAGUCCAUUCCGUGAGCCUCUGAUCAAGUUUCUGACACGUUACCCGGCACAAACUGUUGAACUUUUUAUGAUGGAGGCCACUUUAAAUGAUCCUCAAUGGAGCAGAAUGUUUAUGAGUUUUUUGAAGCAUAAAGAUGCGAAGCCUCUCCGUGAUGUGCUGGCUGCCACACCAGGCCGCUUUGUCAACCUGCUCUUUCCUGGUGCACAAGCUGCAGUAAGGCCUGGGUCUCCCAGUACCAGCACUAUUCGAUUAGAUCUCCAGUUCCAAGCUAUCAAGAUUAUCAGUAUCAUAGUGAAGAAUGAUGGGAACUGGCUAUCUGGCCAACCUCAGCUAGUGAGCCACUUACGCCGGGUCUGGGUGAGUGAUGCUUUCCAGGAGCGCCACCGUAAGGAAAGCAUGGUUGCCACUCACUGGAAGGAACCAAAGCUUCUUGCAUUUUGCCUGUUGAAUUACUGCAAACGGAAUUACGCAGAGAUUGAGCUGUUGUUUCAACUGCUUCGAGCAUUCACGGGGCGUUUUCUGAGCAAUAUGACCUUUCUGAAGGAGUAUAUGGAAGAAGAGAUUCCAAAGAAUUACAGUGUGGCACAGAAGCGUGUCCUGUUUAACAGAUUUGUGGAAUUUUAUGAUCCAAACUUUGGAGAUGAGCUUAAAGCCAAGGCUCUACAGCACAUAUUGAUCCCCGCUUUCCAAUACAGCUUUGACAAAGGUGAAGGGGAGCAACUUUUAGGGCCUCCAAAUCCUGAGGGAGAUAAUCCUGAUAGCAUCACAAGUGUUUUCAUUACAAAGGUACUGGAUCCAGAGAAGCAUGCUGAAAUGUUAGAUGCUUUAAGGAUUUACUUGCUGCAGUUUGCAACUCUUCUCGUUGAGCAUGCACCACACCACAUCCACGACAAUAAUAAAAAUCGAAACAGCAAACUGAGACGCCUGAUGACAUUUGCAUGGCCUUGCCUGCUUUCCAAGACCUGUGUGGAUCCAGCCUGCAAAUACAGUGGCCACUUACUACUGGCUCAUAUCAUAGCCAAAUUUGCAAUUCAUAAAAAGAUUGUCUUGCAGGUUUUCCUCAGUUUGCUCAAAGCUCAUGCUAUGGAAGCUCGAUUGGUAGUCAGGCAAGCGAUGGCCAUUUUGACUCCCGCUGUCCCUGCUCGCAUGGAGGAUGGGCAUCAAAUGCUCACCCACUGGACAAGAAAAAUCAUUGUGGAAGAAGGGCACACAGUGCCUCAGCUGGUUCACAUUUUGCAUCUUAUUGUUCAACAUUUCAGGGUGUACUUCCCAGUGCGACAUCACCUUGUGCAACACAUGGUUAGUGCCAUGCAGCGACUAGGCUUCACGCCUAGUGUCACCAUUGAACAGAGGAAAUUAGCUGUCGAUCUGGCUGAAGUUGUCAUUAAAUGGGAGCUGCAGAGAAUCAAGGACCAGCAGCCAGACUCUGAUCCUGACGGAAAUGGCGGUGGUGAGGGAACCAGUGCAACCAAUGGCAAUGUCAGACGAGGUUUAUCAGUGGAUUCUGCUCAGGAUGUGAAACGCUUCAGAACAAAUGCUGGAACUGUGUUUGGACGAAGCCAGUCCUUAACAGGGGCAGAUCAUCUGCUUUCAAAACCUAUUGAUAAACAGCACACUGAUACUGUAGUAAAUUUCCUCAUCAGAAUAGCUUGUCAG